GUCUGCUGUGUGCUCAAACUACCAGCAAGGGCGACGCCGCCGAAGCUCUGGAGGAAUUGUGUAUACUAAACAAACAUUGUUGGAUUUUGAAUUGUCCGGAUUCCAAAAUGGGCGGAGGUCGCUGCAUCUUCCGGAGUUGCCCCGUAACUAGCAAACGGAACCCAACAAUGCACUUUUUUAAGCUACCUGUGCCUGAUUCGCAGCGUGUUAUGGUUUGGUUAAAAAAUUCGCAAAAGCUUGAGUUGUUAAAAUUAACUCCAGAACAGCAAGCAAAUCGGGUGGUUUGCGCUCGCCAUUUCCGAUAUGAAUGCUUCAUGAACUACAAAAUGGAUCGUCUUAUACCGCAACAGACACCUACACUCAUACGCAUAAGAAAAGACCUUGCAAUUGAUCUUGAGAACAUUGGGGAUAAUGGAGAACCUGCGCUUGUGGAAUUACCGCCGCCUGUUUUGCCGCAUUUAAUACCGCCGAAAGGUUUCAAUUGUCCCCUUGGUUUUGAUAAAGAACCAUCGCCUUUGCCUUUGCAGUCGGACAUAAAUGUCGUCCACACUGUUACUACGAGAGAGAGAAGUUGCAACUCAUACGGGAGGAUUGAACCGGAAAAAAAUCCUGCGAGGGAAAUUAAAGUUUACACCAGGACAUAUAAGAGAAAGAUGCCCGCAGCUAAAAGCAUUCAACCCGCCAAACAAGUAAUCAAAAUUGAAACUGUAUCUGUUCCAGUUAAUGACCUCCACCACGCCGAACAUCCUUUAGUGGGAAGCGAAUCAGACGAAGCACAUACUACUUUUAAAAGAAGCACGACCGCAAUUGACAAUACCGAACCUAUAGUCAUUAGCGAUGUUGAAGAGCCAACUCAACUACAGCCGCAGGCAACACUACUUCAGAAAUCACUAGAACUGCUGCAGCAAGAUCAUAAUGCGCUAAAGGAAAGUUUCGAAUCACUUACAGCCCGCUAUAUCCUCUUGCAACAGUCCAAUAUCGAGCUGAAAGCGAUGUGCAACGCCACAUCGACUACAAAAACCAUGCCGCCACAAUUGACAAAGCCCCAACUAUUUAAUGGUGUCAAAAAGUAUCUCGGUCCGACAAUGACGGCACUCCUGCGCAUGGAAAUGUUUGGUGGUGCGGAGCGUGCUUGGAAACCCGAUGAGAAGCAGUUUGCCAUGGAGCUGUUACAGUUGGGCGAUAAUAUCUACAAGCAUUGCAGCGACGAGUGGCGUUUUCGUCUGCCUGCCAUGGGUGAGAUACGUAGUUGGCUUAGUGAUAAAAAUGCCAUCGCUGAUGAUGUUAAUCAGGACAUUUAGAAUUAAAUUUUAUUAAUAAAUUUAGCAAACAAUAAACCGAUUAGUCCAAAUGACAUAUAAUUGAAUUAUCCGUUGCCUGCAUGACACACACGUCGGGACUGGAGGCGUCACAAAAAUGGUUCUGUGGGCAAGUUCCAAUCACUGUCGAUGGGGUAGUGGCCCCAAAACAAAAUGCAAAAGUGGUCCGCGAUGUGCAGGCAAAUACGCGAUCUGAGUUGCAA
Messenger RNA from Scaptodrosophila lebanonensis, 1522 nucleotides. RefSeq lists its product as uncharacterized. Lineage: Eukaryota; Metazoa; Arthropoda; Insecta; Diptera; Drosophilidae. The coding region runs from base 108 to 1301 and encodes 397 amino acids. The record is from RefSeq and is a predicted model, not a curated record. The transcript has a single exon.